CUAAAGCCACUGUCAUUUAUUCACUUAGCUGCCUGACACGAGUAUCGAGUUGAUCGCGGACGUACCGUGGUGGCUCCUGCCUGUGUUGUGUAUUGGAGACCACACCACGUCCUGACUAGCGCAGACACACGCGCUGUUUAUGUUGUUAUUAUUAUUAUCAUUAAUAUGUGUUUUAGCUGCGUGCUAGCAUCGAUGUGGUUCCACUUGUAUGCUAGUUAGCUGCUAGCUAACGUUAGCUCGGCUAGUGACAGUCCAGCCGGAGGCGGGGAGAACUGCGAGAUCCAAUAUAAGUGUCCAAGUCCAAAGUGGCUCUGGAAAUCAACCACAAUGUCUGUUGACGAAGACACCGUAAAGACCGCUAGCCCACAGGCUAGCUCAGCUUCAUCUCUGCAGCUUUCAGAAUGUUCUGGAAGUUGCAGCGGCACAUCAAUUUUAGCGGAAUGCGCAGCCGAGGCUGCUUCUGACUUGGCGGCCUCAUGCCCGGUCCCAGGCACCGCCGCUUCACCCAGACACACCAGCACAGUGGACACUCUGAGCCACUCUGAUGGCACUGGGCCAAGAGCCAAAGGGAACGAAACAGGCAUCAAUCGCAGGAAUAGUUUCCAUAACUCCAAACAGCAUCAACAAAUAAGAGUGGCAAAGCGUCGCAACACAUCCAACUUUAGUUUCAAGCAUCCGAGCUCUGGUAAAAGGAGACGGCGGGCAAACUCAGAGAGUGACUCUGUCCUGCCCACUAAUUUCCUCCUAGGUGGUAACAUUUUUGACCCACUAAAUCUCAACAGCCUGCAGGAUGAAGAGGUCAACAGGGCGCUGAACGCAGAGACCCCGAAAUCAUCUCCGUUGCCAGCAAAGAGUCGAGACCCUGUUGAGAUCCUCAUCCCCAGGGACAUCACAGAUCCUCUCAAUUUGAACAGCUGCAUAGGAGAUAGCAGCUUCUUGGUGUCCCCUUUAAAGAGCGGUGGAAGGAGGAGGCAUCGCAACAGGCAUCACGGUGGCAGCUUUUCAGCCCAGUUACACGUUUCAGACUGUGGAAAAAAUGACAUCAAAAGUGGACACUCUGUGUCAUUUCCCGGUACGGUAGCACGUUCGAAUCCUGACAUCUCUAAAGCGUCAGACAGCGUCUCCGGUGGUGAGGGCGAGUCUCAUGACCACUCUGCAGACGACUCGUCAAACUUAAAGGAAGAAGCGACGUCCAUGUCUGCCGAGGAUUCCACUUGCCUUCCGGUGGGGGCCAACCAGCACACAGGCAGGCGCAAGCGUAGGCGCAACUCUGUCAAAAUGGAACCGCCUGUGACUCACUCCACCCCAAAUGCAAAAUCUGCACCCGUUGAGCAAAAUCAUAAACCUGGGGGAUCCAAAAAUUCCUUCCACACGCCCAAGAGUGGAGCCAAAUCUGCUGCGGGCGGUCGCCAGCACCAGCAUCCCCACAAGCAGGCCAGGGAGCAACAGAAGAAGAAGUUCCAGUAUGGCAACUACAACAAAUAUUACGGUUACCGCAACCCCAGCGCAAGCGAAGACCCACGGAUACACAUCCUCCGUCCAGAGUGGUUUGAAGGGAAACGUGUGCUGGAUUUAGGCUGCAACUCGGGCCACCUUACGCUCUACAUCGCCAAAACCCUGCGCCCCACCCGCAUAUUAGGUUUGGACAUCGACAACGGGUUGGUGCACGCCGCCCGCAAGAACAUCAGGCAUUACCUCUCCGAGAUGCAGAUGCAAGAGGCCAGGCUCGAGGACAAGCACACGGAGAGCAGGGAAAACGGCGACGCACUGCAAGGGGAUGGCGGCCUGGCAGAGGCGGCCGGCGACAAAGACUCUUGCGGCACGGAACAGGUCAAGACCCGACAAGAUGGCAAAACAAAAAAAACGACGCACGUAUUUAGCGAUCAGGCCGGGAGCUGCUCUUUCCCUCUGUCCCUGCAGAUUUCCCGGGGGCCCAUUGCUGCACCUCCACUUACCGAAUCGUCCACCGCAAAACCGGGGGAGUUCCCUGCCAAUGUGUCCUUCAUCAAGGCCAAUUAUGUGCUGCAGAACGAUAACCUGCUCUUGACCCAACGACCAGAGUAUGACGUGAUUCUGUGUCUGAGCGUCACCAAAUGGGUUCACUUGAACUGGGGGGACAGCGGCCUCAAGCGACUCUUCAAGAGAGUUUACAGGCAUCUUCAUCCCGGAGGCAUCUUCAUCCUGGAGCCACAGCCAUGGCAGUCCUACAUCAAGAGGAAGAAGCUGACGGAUAACAUCAACAGAAACUUUAACAGCAUUCACCUCAAGCCGGAUCAAUUUUCGUCAUAUCUCACCAAUGAAGUGGGCUUCACCAGUUGUGAGUUUCUCGGGACGCCGAAGAGUUUAGCGAGAGGUUUCCAAAGGCCAAUCUACUUGUUUCACAAAUGAGCGCUUCUGCCUUGCGAGGAUACGGAAUGUGAGUGACCACACAGCCAGCUAUUGGAUUGUCCCAUCGGUGGCAUAGACUCUUGGCAAGGAACAUUCUUUAAGAAGGGGACCAAAAGCAGGAUACACUUUUUUUUCCUUUUUUUUUUUUUUUUUUGGAAAAUGAAAAGACUCUUACGUCACCUUGAUGUUCUGUUUUUGGCACACGUUAUUUCAAAAUAAGGCCCAGGAGUUGACUGAAUACGUUAAAAGUCAAAGUACCCCUAAAACACGACCAACAUGGUCAGUUAGCAACCACUAAGCCCCAGUGGCUGGUUGACAUCUUCCAUAAAAUGUGAACAGGGCUUCUUUUUUCCGUGUUGCUUUAAAGUGUCAUGUCAUAUUUUCAAGUUUGGGAGGGUUAUUGUAAUACUCCAUUCUAACGGUAGGAGGCGUAACUGAGACAUGAUGCUGACCAUUUGGCAAGCCUGUUGCCAUCUUGUUGGUAGCAUGCCACUGACACCACCGCUCUACUUUUACGUUCUGUUAAUAAUCUUGUGCUCAUGAAUGUAGAAUUGAAGCAGCAAAGGACCCAUGGCAGACUUGCUCCAGCUUCUUGAACCCACUUUAAAUCCGAUAUCUGGCAAUUAUGCACAAUUUAAAAGUAAAUUAAUGCUCUCUGAAGUGAUGACUAAACCAGACAGUACCAUGCCUUGUUUUCACAAACACAAUUGUAAUAAUCUGCAGUUUUAGCUGCUGCCAACUGUUUUAUGGGUCUUUUGCACUUGAAUUUUUAUGACAGCAUGUCAGCUGUUAUGUACGAGCAGCUGUCAGUGAUGAUUGUAUCUAAUAAUUGUUAAUUCACUGCAGCGGCACAUUUAUUCCCGAGGUGAUAAAUAGUGUAUAUUUCUGUUUCAGUAAGUGAUAAUGUUACAUCAGAAUUUUGUUUCACUUUUGUCCUUGUUGAGUUCUUUACUACUUAUUGAUUAGUAGUUGCAUUUGCCUUUGCGCCCUUUUUGUCAAAGGAGUUUUUUUAUCUUUUGGCUUCCCAAAAAAAAGGAUCACUAAUCUAUUUGCUGAAAAAUAUCAAUUUCAAUUGUUUGCUAUUCCUCCCCUAAAAGUCACAUGGAUGAACAAUUUCAUCAGUUUUCAAUAUAUAAAUUGAUUACAAGGAGCAUUGGUGUCAAAUUAAUGCACUUGUUUUUUUGUCUUCGUUCAAUAUGCUGUGGACCUGUAUUCAGUUUAUUUGUUUCCAAAUUCAAACACACCCUCAUCAGAUUCUUUAUUUAAUGUUAAGGAACACAAAACAUAAGUUAGAAAUGUAAUUGACCUCACCAAAUAACAUUUUCUGCUAAGCUAAGACAAUCCGAUUCUCAGGCAUAAACAAGCCCUUGGCUGUAAAAUCAAGGGCCAUUUUCAUUUUAUCACUGAUUAAUUUUUCCACCUACAGCACACAUCAAGACUUAUAUCUUUGUUAGUCCUUAACGUGUGCUGUGAUUAUUUGCCUGAUUGCACCGUACUGUCUCAGCAGUGGUGUCUCUGAAAACGUCACAACCAGGUAUCCAAGCUAAAGUGUGUCUUUGCUGCACAUAGCAUUACAUGAAAUAUAUGCACUGUAAAAAAUGAAAUAAAAUGGAAAAAGAAAGAGUACCCCCAUAGGGAUUUCCCAUACACACACACAAAAUAAGAUCCUCCAGUCGCACAACAGAUAGAGGAACUCAAGGGGUGUAUGAUUUUUAGCUGCAUUGUAUUUCAUGUUGAAUUUGCACUGAUGACUUGAGGGAAUAAAUGUAAAUUUCUGCAGGAGA
Messenger RNA from Syngnathus acus (greater pipefish), 4172 nucleotides. RefSeq names its product methylphosphate capping enzyme (gene mepce). The coding region runs from base 328 to 2388 and encodes 686 amino acids. The transcript is spliced from 5 exons. The record is from RefSeq and is a predicted model, not a curated record. Gene Ontology annotation, biological process: snRNA modification. Gene Ontology annotation, molecular function: RNA methyltransferase activity; snRNA binding; O-methyltransferase activity. Lineage: Eukaryota; Metazoa; Chordata; Actinopteri; Syngnathiformes; Syngnathidae.